Messenger RNA from Colletotrichum navitas, 768 nucleotides. RefSeq lists its product as uncharacterized. NCBI's taxonomy places the organism in Eukaryota, Fungi, Ascomycota, Sordariomycetes, Glomerellales, Glomerellaceae. The coding region runs from base 1 to 768 and encodes 255 amino acids. The record is from RefSeq and is a predicted model, not a curated record. The transcript has a single exon.
AUGGCAUAUUACCACUCGAGCGGCUCAUCCGCCGCCUCGGGCUUCGAGUAUACACAGGUAGGCCACUCUUACGCCAAUGGUCAGAGUGCUUCUCAUCUCAACGGCCCUCCCUUCCAGCCGUUCCAGGAGUCCCAAUUCGACAUCUUCGAGUGGUAUCCACAGUUCCAGUCGUGCCUGCGCUACUUCCUGGACCAUGCCCAAUAUAACGGGCCUAUCCAGGCCGUGGCCGCCUUUGUCAACAUCCAGCUACCGUUCCAAAAGACCCACAACCCGGUCCUGUCUUCGAAACACACCGGCCCCAACUCGCCUGCCGGCCCAGGUCCCGGACCCUCGACGCCGUCAACAACUCGAGCAACCGGCAAGAUGCCACUCGGUGCUCAGAUGCCAACCGGUGCUCAGGUGCCGACCUCGACCCACACGACGUUGACGCCUUACAUCCGACGUCUGGUGGCCACCGGGUUCGACUAUCCCGCCGUGCUACACGGCUUCUUCGGCGACGACUGGGUGGGCGGCAUCGGCCCCAUGCACGAGGCAGAGCGCCGCAACUACAUGUUUGCGGCCAAAAGCGAAACCUGGCUAAAGGUCAAGUCUCAUUACGACAUGGACGGCGAGCAGCAUGUUCCUUUCCUCCGGCCUCUUUCGAAUGUCACUGAGAAGGAGAUCCAGAGCGCCGAGGCCCAGUGGAGUGAGUGGCUCGCCAUGCAGGAUUGGAUGGUGGGACCGCGGGCACCGGAGCAGGAACCGAAGAUCAAGCAGGAGAACGACUAA